ACGGCCCACCCAGCGCCGGGAAGGCUCGUCCCCGAGUAGGGGACGGGAACGGAUGGGUCCCGGGGACUUGGGGCGCAGGGUCUGGGGCCCGAGGCCACGGGCGCAGCGGGCAGCCGGCUAGGCAGCGGUCUCUGGGAUGGACGCCGUGCCCUACGUGGAGCCUUCCACCCCGACUUCACCCAUCUCUGCUGCCCGCAACUUAUAUGACAAGAACAUCUGGAACCGGACUAUUAUACCGAAAGGUCCUACCCAUGUCUUUUCGCCGCCAGCAAGGCCCGACUCCGGGCCGCGCGUCCCCGGCAACCGCGCCCGCCCACGCAGCUGCAGAGACCAGAGAAGGCCUGCUCGCCCGCGCUCGGCGCCACCCAGCCCGCGCUCCGGGCGAUACCACCUCGGGCGGCCCCUCUAAAGGCCGGGAGAUGGUGUCGUCCCCGGCCUCCGAUUGGUCUGCGGGGCGGGGGCGUGGCCUCUGGAGCCUGGUUCCGCGCGCCGGAGCGCGCUAGCCGCAUUGCGAGCCGAACCCGGGAGCGGGCGCCAUGGUGCUGUUGCACGUGCUAUUUGAGCAUGCGGUCGGCUACGCGCUGCUGGCACUGAAGGAAGUGGAGGAGAUCAGUCUGCUGCAGCCGCAGGUGGAGGAGUCCGUGCUCAACUUGGGCAAAUUCCACAACAUCGUUCGUCUGGUGGCCUUUUGUCCCUUUGCCUCGUCCCAGGUUGCCUUGGAAAAUGCCAACGCCGUGUCUGAAGGGGUUGUUCAUGAGGACCUCCGCCUGCUCUUGGAGACCCACCUGCCAUCCAAAAAGAAGAAAGUACUCUUGGGAGUUGGGGAUCCCAAGAUUGGUGCUGCAAUACAGGAGGAGUUAGGGUACAACUGCCAGACUGGAGGCGUCAUAGCUGAGAUCCUGAGAGGAGUUCGUCUGCACUUCCACAAUCUGGUGAAGGGUCUGACUGAUCUGUCAGCUUGUAAAGCACAGCUGGGGCUGGGACACAGCUAUUCCCGUGCCAAAGUUAAGUUUAAUGUGAACCGAGUGGACAAUAUGAUCAUCCAGUCCAUUAGCCUCCUGGACCAGCUGGAUAAGGACAUCAAUACCUUCUCUAUGCGUGUCAGGGAGUGGUAUGGGUAUCACUUUCCGGAGCUGGUGAAGAUCAUCAACGACAAUGCCACAUACUGCCGUCUUGCCCAGUUUAUUGGAAACCGAAGGGAACUGAAUGAGGAAAAGCUGGAGAAGCUGGAGGAGCUGACAAUGGAUGGGGCCAAGGCUAAGGCUAUUCUGGAUGCCUCACGGUCCUCCAUGGGCAUGGACAUAUCUGCCAUUGACUUGAUAAACAUCGAGAGCUUCUCCAGUCGUGUGGUGUCUUUAUCUGAGUACCGCCAGAGCCUACACACUUACCUGCGCUCCAAGAUGAGCCAAGUAGCCCCCAGCCUGUCAGCCCUAAUUGGGGAAGCGGUAGGUGCACGUCUCAUCGCACAUGCUGGCAGCCUCACCAACCUGGCCAAGUAUCCAGCAUCCACAGUGCAGAUCCUUGGGGCUGAAAAGGCCCUGUUCAGGUACCAAGCCCUGAAGACAAGGGGUAACACACCAAAAUACGGACUCAUUUUCCACUCCACCUUCAUUGGCCGAGCAGCUGCCAAGAACAAAGGCCGCAUCUCCCGAUACCUGGCAAACAAAUGCAGUAUUGCCUCACGAAUCGAUUGCUUCUCUGAGGUGCCCACGAGUGUAUUUGGGGAGAAGCUUCGAGAACAAGUUGAAGAGCGACUGUCCUUCUAUGAGACUGGAGAGAUACCACGAAAGAAUCUGGAUGUCAUGAAGGAAGCAAUGGUUCAGGCAGAGGAAGCGGCUGCUGAGAUUACUAGGAAGCUGGAGAAACAGGAGAAGAAACGCUUAAAGAAGGAAAAGAAACGGCUGGCUGCACUUGCCCUCGCAUCUUCAGAAAACAGCAGUAGUACUCCAGAGGAGUGUGAGGAGACGAGUGAAAAACCCAAAAAGAAGAAAAAGCAAAAGCCCCAGGAGGUUCCUCAGGAGAAUGGAAUGGAAGACCCAUCUAUCCCUUUCUCCAAACCCAAGAAAAAGAAAUCUUUUUCCAAGGAGGAGUUGAUGAGUAGUGAUCUUGAAGAGACCGCUGGCAGCACCAGUCUUCCCAAGAGGAAGAAGUCUUCACCCAAGGAGGAAACAGUUAAUGACCCCGAAGAGGCAGGCCACAGAAGUGGCUCCAAGAAAAAGAGGAAAUUCUCCAAAGAGGAGCCAGUCAGCAGUGGGCCUGAAGAGGCAGCUGGCAAGAGCAGCUCCAAGAAGAAGAAAAAGUUCCAUAAAGCAUCCCAGGAAGAUUAGAAUGCAAAUGGACAUUCUCUGGGAGGUGGGACACACCAUAGCCCAAGGUGACAUCUUCCACCCUGUGCCCUGUUCCCCAAUAAAAACAAAUUCACAAAA
This is a messenger RNA of Mandrillus leucophaeus (drill), 2426 nucleotides long. RefSeq names its product NOP56 ribonucleoprotein (gene NOP56). Gene Ontology annotation, cellular component: box C/D methylation guide snoRNP complex; small-subunit processome. The transcript is spliced from 12 exons. Bases 537 to 2327 code for a protein of 596 amino acids. The record is from RefSeq and is a predicted model, not a curated record. Gene Ontology annotation, molecular function: snoRNA binding. NCBI's taxonomy places the organism in Eukaryota, Metazoa, Chordata, Mammalia, Primates, Cercopithecidae.